This is a messenger RNA of Rangifer tarandus platyrhynchus (Svalbard reindeer), 357 nucleotides long. The record is from the annotation of a GenBank genome assembly. Lineage: Eukaryota; Metazoa; Chordata; Mammalia; Artiodactyla; Cervidae.
AUGCUUACAGUGCAAAUCUAUGUGCUCCCCAAGCCCCUCAUCACUUGGGAGAAGAACAAGGUCCCCGAUGGCACGGACGAGGAGAGGUGCACGCGGCUGCCCAAGAGGGUGCUGCAGACAACCGGCCUUCGAUCCAAGGACAGCGGCGUCUUCACCGUGACAGGCUUGGGCUCCGGGGCCUGCAAGGAGCCUGCAGUCCUCGUGGGGCCUGAGAGCCUCACCCUGACUCUGCACCAGGCUGCAGUGCCUGUGUGUGUUACAGCGCCCGUUGUGCCCUGGAGUCCUCUGCAUGAACACCCCCUCGGGGUGGAGGGCAUCCAGGUGCCAGGAGUGGGGACGUCAUUGUCUCAGACGUGA